AUGGAAUAUAACAUAAAUUCACCUCCUAUUUAUCUUCUAAGUCAUACCACAGUUAUAUGGAUGAUGAUGCUAAUAGUCACUCAGUUGCUGACCUACCACCUACAAUGGAAGCUGAAGACCUUGGUGAAAAAAUAUGCUGUAUUGGUGCGGGAAGGAUGGGUAUUCUUAGCAUGAUGGAUCUUGCUACUCAAUGGAAAGAUCUACAAUUUUAUGUCUUAGAUACAAAUGUGGAGAAAAUUAAUAAGCUUAAUAGUGUUCCAAGGGUCAUGCCAUUCUCUGGACCAGGGAUGGAAGUUAUGAUUAAUGAAUGUCAAAAUCUAUUUAGUGAUGGGUAAGAUUUCUAAUGCUUAUGGAACUAUUAAAGACCUCUUUAGUGAUUUGUAUGUGAGAUUAGUCAGUAAUGGCUAUGGUACUUCAAUUCUACAUCUUCAGUGGAGAUUGGAAAAUUACUGUCAAAUGCGUCAAUUGCUGCACAGUUGACAGUCAUGAAUAUUGGGUCGUCUAUUUGUGAUAAAGUUGGAGCAAAUUUUAGUGGUAUUAAAAGCACUAUUGAAGGCCAUCCAAGAAUGAAUAAUCCUUUUUUUCAUGACUCAAGGCCGUGUUAUGGUGGAUUAGGUUUAACCAAGGAUGUGGCAUAUCUAGCAUACUUGUGUGAUUGUGUUGGACUAGUUCAUGAGAAUUUUUUUUUUGCCAUAUUAAGCGAACUGAAAGCAGCAAAAAUAGAUGAAUUGGUGCGCAAUAUCUCACAUAGCAUUGGAUUUGGGAAUUAAGACAAUUACCAUAUAUGGUUUUUCAAUUAAAGUAAACACUAAAGAUGUUA
This is a messenger RNA of Chenopodium quinoa (quinoa), 820 nucleotides long. RefSeq names its product UDP-glucose 6-dehydrogenase 2-like. The record is from RefSeq and is a predicted model, not a curated record. Lineage: Eukaryota; Viridiplantae; Streptophyta; Magnoliopsida; Caryophyllales; Amaranthaceae. Bases 57 to 335 code for a protein of 92 amino acids. The transcript has 2 exons.